CUGUGCGGCGCUAAGAAAGGUUGCGCUCAGCGGAGGAGCCCAGAAACCGAUCCAACUUCGCAGGAGUUUCCCUCGGCUCCUUCAGCCAUGCCCUCCGCGGCCAGUCGGGUUUGGCUCGGAGGAGGCGGCGGCGGAGACGGCUUCGGCAGCGCUUCUGUACAAGCUGCCCCGGGCACUUCGGCAGCCGCGUGCUCCGGGCGCAACGCGGCGCCCGCCGCCACCCCUCGCUGAAGCUAGCAGCGUCGCCAAGACAUUGGGUUGUUCGAGGAGGCGCACCGCCGCGCGCUCGACGGCUUGCCGGGACAGCAGAGCAGCUGUUCCCGCCUCGUGGACGGCGAAAGUGGGUGGGGGUGGUAGGAAGGGGUAAGGGUGUGUGUGAAGGGACCGAGAGAAUCCACAGAGCGGCCGCCUGCCCGAAGAGAAGCCGGGCGGGACAGCCGUACCCGCCCUUCCCGGCCCCACUCCUCGUAGGCUGAAGGCACUUUUCCUCCCUCGAGCCCCUCUUCUACUUCUGUCCCCCCCAAGCCAUGACCUUUGGCCGGGGUGGCCCGCCGGUGGUGGUGUUGAACGUGGGGGGCACCCGCUACUCUUUCGCUCGGGAGGCGCUGAAGGACUUUCCCCUCCGGCGGGUGAGCCGCCUACACGGCUGCCGGUCGGACCAAGACGUACUCGAGGUGUGCGACGACUACGACCGCGAGCGGAACGAGUACUUCUUCGACCGGCACUCCGAAGCCUUCGGAUUUAUCCUGCUCUACGUGCGCUACGGCCACCUGCGCUUCGUGCCCCACAUGUGUGAACUCUCCUUCUACAACGAGAUGAUCUACUGGGGCCUGGAGGGAUCCCACCUGGACUAUUGCUGCCAGCGCCGGCUGGACGACCGCAUGUCCGAUACUUAUACCUUCUAUUCGGCGGAAGACAUCCGGACAGAGCCCUCCGGAGGCGAGAGCGGCAGUAACAAAAGCAGCGGCCAGCCCGAGCCGCCCAAGGGCCAAGGGAGCGACGAUGCUGUGGCCCCUCCUGGCGCCGGCGAGAAGAAAUGGCUGGAAAGGAUGAGGAGAACUUUCGAGGAGCCCACCUCGUCGGUGGCCGCCCAAAUCCUGGCCAGCAUUUCCAUCCUGUUCGUCAUCGUCUCCAUGGUGGUGCUGUGUGCCAGCACCAUGCCGGAGUGGCGAACAGCUGAGAACCGAAGCCUGGAGGAGCAGAGCAGGAUAAUUGAAGCAAUUUGCAUCGGCUGGUUCACGGCAGAGUGCAUUGUGAGGUUCAUUGUCUCCAAAGACAAGUGUGAGUUUGUUAAGAGACCACUGAACAUCAUUGACUUGCUGGCUAUCACUCCGUAUUAUAUUUCUGUGCUGAUGACAAUUUUUACAGGGGAGAAUUCUCAGCUUCAGAGGGCUGGAGUCACUUUACGGGUUCUGAGAAUGAUGCGGAUUUUUUGGGUGAUUAAAUUGGCCCGCCACUUCAUCGGCCUCCAGACACUCGGCCUGACUUUGAAGCGAUGCUACAGAGAGAUGGUGAUGCUGCUCGUCUUCGUUUGUGUUGCAAUGGCAAUUUUCAGUGCUCUUGCCCAGCUUCUUGAACACGGACUGAAAAUAGGAAAACCCAAUGAAGGUUAUGCAAGCAUUCCUGCUGCUUGCUGGUGGGUUAUCAUCUCCAUGACCACAGUUGGUUAUGGUGAUGUUUGUCCUAUCACGGUACCUGGAAGGAUUCUUGGAGGGAUUUGUGUAGUCAGUGGAAUUGUUUUGCUAGCCCUGCCUAUCACAUUCAUCUACCACAGCUUUGUACAGUGUUACCAUGAGCUCAAGUUCCGGUCUGCUAGAUAUAGCAGGAGUCUUUCUGCAGAAUUUUUAAAUUAACAAAUAGCACAUAUUGUAUUUCAUAGCAGAACUUAAUAUAUUGAAGAAAGUAGUAAGUUCUUCUUCAUUGUUUUCCAUUUUGGUGUCUGAGGAAUUAUGAAGCUGGUACAAUACUCUGUGACUUAAGAGGAAUAUCUCCCUGCUCUGUUUGAGGGAUGGUCAUUUGCUCGUCAACACAGAAGAGCUGAGAUUCAUAAGGGAGAAAACAUCUUCAUUUAUAUAGUCUCAGCAGGUGUGAAAGUUUCCACACUCAUUUCUCCAAAUGCUGAGAAGUCCUAAAUGGUACACACUAUUUAGAGAUGAACGCAUAUAUGUGUUUUUAAAAUACUCUUGAUUUUGAAACCCAUAUCAAUAAGAAGUGUCCAACCUUUAAUUACCAGGGCCACACGUAACAGCCUGUAGAUAGUCAAGGGCCAAGAUAUUGGGGAUGCAAAAGGACAGAGCCAAGAUGUUCCCCCCUUCAAAGUUUUGAUCAGAAAGAAAGAAUUGCUGUUGUUUUUUAAACUGUGGUAAGUCUAUUUUAGGACAUUCUGGAGAUAUAUCUCAUGUCAAAAUGGCAGUAAAUGAUGCCACCAGAACUAAACAAGUAAUGGUUGGGGCGGCAAAUAUAUUCUUUCAGCCUUAAAUUGCUCCCUUCAUAGAUACAAACAAACAAACAUAUUCACCCGAACACAUACAUUUAUUUAAAAAAAUUCUGGUCAGAUCCAAGUGUAUGUAGAAGAAACCAAUGAAAAUGACUGAGAUUCGCUAGCUAUCACUAUUUUGUCCAAUUUAUUUCAGUGAAUUUUUUCUAAGUGUAAUUCAGUCUGGAUCUGAAACAAUAUGUACAGGUCUUGGUUUCAAUAUAAGGAACAACGUAACUGAUAUCGUACACUAAGAGUUACAGGGAGAAUUGUGAUUCUUUAUUUUGAAAUGAAAAUUUCAUGUAACUCUUGAAAGUUGGGUAUCUUGAUUCAAUUUGGGGAAGACAAGCUGCUUUUCUAAGAAGAAAAAAUUAAUCAGAAUGGUGGAAUACAAUUGAAUAGUAAUGGUAGUAGCAGUAAUAGUACUAGCAGUAAUGAAGGAUAAUUUUCAGAGUAGACUCAGUGAAGAGUAGACCCAGUGAAGCUCCUUGGAUUGUAGUUUUUUGUUUUAUGAGUUGCAAUUUAUAGUAGGGGUGUUCAACCCUGGCAACUUUAAUAUCAGUGGGCUUCAACUCCCAGAAUUUCCCAGCCAGCAUUUUGGCUG
Molecule: messenger RNA, 3080 nt
Organism: Thamnophis elegans (Western terrestrial garter snake)
Lineage: Eukaryota; Metazoa; Chordata; Lepidosauria; Squamata; Natricidae
Gene: KCNG3
Product: potassium voltage-gated channel modifier subfamily G member 3
Exons: 2
Coding region: 528-1853 (441 amino acids)
Biological process (GO): potassium ion transmembrane transport; protein homooligomerization
Cellular component (GO): membrane; voltage-gated potassium channel complex
Molecular function (GO): protein binding; delayed rectifier potassium channel activity
Source: RefSeq, a predicted model, not a curated record